Messenger RNA from Helicoverpa zea (corn earworm), 3438 nucleotides. It is a transcript of the gene Mms19, whose product is annotated as MMS19 nucleotide excision repair protein homolog. The transcript is spliced from 8 exons. The record is from RefSeq and is a predicted model, not a curated record. Gene Ontology annotation, cellular component: cytosolic [4Fe-4S] assembly targeting complex. Gene Ontology annotation, biological process: iron-sulfur cluster assembly. Bases 155 to 3076 code for a protein of 973 amino acids. Lineage: Eukaryota; Metazoa; Arthropoda; Insecta; Lepidoptera; Noctuidae.
GACACACAAGACAGCAUGAUUAAAAUACGUGCGCCUGCAAUACGUCGAACAUAAUUUAAAAACAAUCAAAAUAACCUCAAAUUAGCAAAACAAUAAAGUUUUUCGUAAUUUUAUCGGGAAAACGGACAAAAAUUUUAAAUUUUUGUCCUGCAGAAUGAGUUCAGUGUGGUAUAGGCCUGAACUAGCAGAUGUAAUUAUUCACCAUGGCGAUAUAUUUACUGAAACACACAGUAUUAUCACCGAUAUUGUAUCAGGUCACCUAGACAUAGCGGAUCUAGUACAAAACAUGGCCGGAGUCCUCACAAACAAUGAACCGGAAAACCGAGAGAAAGGCAUGCGUUUCUAUACAAAAAUACUAAAAGAACUACCGAGAGAUUAUUUGAACGAUAUGCAAGUGAAAUUCAUAUCCAAGUUCUAUAUUGAUCGAUUGAAAGACCAUCAUCGGGUUGUGCCUCCUGUGCUUGAAGGGUACUCGGUAUUGAUUGACAUGAUGGAGUACAAUAUACAGAAUUGUACGGACUUUUUGACAGUCUUGUUCAGAGAGGUAACAUGCCAAUCACAGACAAGACAAGACAGAUACAAUAUUUAUGUUAUUUUCCAGAAGCUAUGUAACAAGGAUAUAGAUUACAUGAAAAGUCUAGGUUCAGAUUUCGUAUACGGCGUCAUAUCAGCAAUGGACGGUGAACGAGACCCGCGCAAUCUAUUGUUCCUCUUUGCAUUCCUACAAAACUUUCUCAAGACCGUUCCUUUAGGACACUUGGCCGAAGAAAUGUUUGACGUUAUUUCCUGUUACUAUCCUAUUGACUUUCACCCAUCUCAAGAUGACCCAGCUUCAGUGACGAGAGAUGACCUAGCUAAUGCUUUGGCACCAUGCCUUUGUGCCAUACCAGAGUUUGGGGAUUCGUGUAUCAUACUUUUGAUUGAGAAGCUGGAUUCAGAAUUGAGGCUCGCCAAAAUUGAUUCUUUGAAGUUGUUGGUUGAAAGCUGCAACACAUUCACGCCACAGUCUUACAGUCCGUUCCUCAGAGCUCUGUGGUCCUCAAUCAGCCGAGAAAUGUCUCACAAAACUGAUGACGAACUAAAACUAAUAGCCCACGACGCUUUAUCCGCACUAAUUGGAAAAAUGGCCACCACAGCCAACACAGACAUGGCCUUCGAGAACUUUCUUAAGGGCAUUCUAAUUUCUGCACAAACUACUAUAGCUGAAGCAACUACGGUCGCACAGUUCGUUAAAGGCGCGAAAGUGCUUUUAACCGCUGCAAAUGCUUCCGACCAAUCAUGUGCGACGAUUACAAGGGCCAUGGUACCCGCGACUGUGGCGUACUAUGAACUGAAAACCGCGCCAAAAUUGCAGAUAGCCAGUUUGGACUUCAUAGGAGAUUUGUAUGAGUGUGCCGUAAACAGGGGCUUGUUAAAUGAAGUAAGGGCACAAGUUGAUAAUGUACCACAUAUUUGUCUGAACGCGGUCAGCCAGACAUCGAAGGAAUAUCAGAUGGCUGGCUUCAAAACUUUGAUCAGAGUCCAAGAUUGCUUGGGCGAAGAACUGGUAGUGCCAUUUGUAGAAGUCCUAAUUUACAACGUUCAACAUGCACAGGAUAACGACCUACUUAGUAUAAGCGUUGAAACCAUACACGUUAUAGCAAGAAAAUUCCCAGAAUUGAUCAUGAAUUUGGUUGUGAAAGGCAAAUGUAGCAUAGACACAGCAACGCAAGACAAAAUUGUGUUCCAAAAACGUUUGAACUUGCUGACGAAUCUGGCAAGCUUAGAUGACUUUACCAAAGUAAUUAUUGAAGAGAUGUUGAAAAUAAUAACGUCGAAUGAUCCAGAAGCGUUGCACGUUGUUGAGGCUUUAAGCGGUUCUAUAUCAAUGGCUAGUGUGUUUACUACAGAAAAGGUGACUCAGAUUGAAAGUGAUCAUGGUCUUAUAGACCCUGUGUUAUCUUGGUUGUAUAAAGAAAUAUCUUCGAGUAGUCCAGACGCUUUGGCACAUGGCUACACUCUCAUAUCGAAUACAAUAGGCAGCUUACCUGCUGAAAAACAGGAGAACAUACUACUAAAACAUACACCAAAGGCUUUAGAAGAGUGUUCUAAAGACGAUAUAUACUUCCUUAUAAUAGAAUGUUUGUAUGCUCCGUUACGGCAAACGGUAUACAAUUCUAAGUUUGAAGAGAUUAUGACGGUAGCGUUAGGUGUGGCAUUGAAAAGUGACAAAGAUGUGGUGAGAACGAAAGCUUGUGUACUUAUAGCACAUUUAUUAAAUAAGGCUGAACAUGGACAGAAGUUUGAGCUUCUAUAUGAGUUGUUGAAGACUAAAUUGUCAACGUGUAAUAGGGAAGAUGAUAAAUUGUGUCCGAGGUUGAUAACGUUGUAUGGUUGGAUUACGAAGUCUCUGCUUAUGAGGGGCAGUGAAAUGUUCCUGUUUUGGUUGCAGAAGAUUGUAGGCAUCCUCUCAACAUCCCAAUAUUCGGGAAUGGGUGCUGAAUCAAUAAAACUAAUAAUGACUGAACAUCCCGACUAUUUGAAUGCCAAACAACACUGCAGAAUAAGUCUUCUAUACAAACAGAGAAUGUUUGAAACGUUCUCCGGUUUGGCUGAAAAGCUCAAGACUUCAAUAGGCCCAGCUACAAGAGAGAAUUACUUGCUCAGUUGGGCCUAUGUGCUGGAUAAAGCACCGAAAGUUGUACUUAAAAAUGAGGCCUCUAAGGUAGCACCAAUAGUGAUAGAUGCCCUAGAAUACGAAAAUAAGGACAUGUUACUAGUAUCGCUGGAAGUGUUGGGUCAUUUCGUGCAAGCCAGUCCGGGGACUGUGUCUGGCAGCCUACAGACUAUACUGCCUAGGCUAGUUACUUUGACACGGUAUAUGAAGUCUAUGGAUGUUAGAAUAAAAAGCCUAGAGUGCCUUUACGACAUAGCAAAUACUUUCCGUACAUCGGCCUUACUACCCUACAAGCAAGAUGUUCUAAUCGAUUUAGCGCCAUCUCUCGACGACAAGAAGAGGCUAGUUCGAAGUGUAGCCGUCCGCGCGCGUUCUCGUUGGUUCCUCGUCGGCGCCCCUGGUGAAGACAAAGUGAACUAAAUGCAUGGAAUUUUGAAUGCGGAACGCACAUUUUUAUUUUUUUGACAAAAUGUAAUGGAAAACGCACUGCACUAUUAUGUUUAAAUUAAGAAUUAUUGUUGAAUGUUUUUGUUGGAUUCAAAUCUUUUGUUUUUAUUUAAGAACACUGGCAGUUAAUGUUUUGAAAGGAGGUUGAAUUUACUAAAGAGAUUGUUGAGUAUUUUUUAACGAAUAAUCGAAUAAUUAUUCGAGAUCUGAAAUCAAAAUGUUGGAACAGCAUAUGUAUAAGAAAAACAAAGCUUUAUUGCUAUCCUUGUUGACGAUGAAACUGUUUUGCUAAAUUAUGUAGAUACUUUAAUAAAUUGUAUAUUUUAUAUUACUCA